AUAUUUUCAAAAGCUAUGUAAAUUUUUGUUAAGACCUUGACUGGGAAGACUAUAACUCUUGACGUUGAACCAUCUGACACAAUUGAUGCUGUUAAAGCUAAAAUUUAAGACAAGGAAGGAAUCCCACCUGAUUAGUAAAGACUUAUUUUUGCAGGAAAGUAAUUAGAAGACGGAAGAACACUUUCAGAUUAUAAUAUUUAAAAGGAAUCAACCCUACACUUGGUUUUAAGAUUGAGAGGUGGAAUGUAAAUUUUCUUAAAGACCUUGACUGGAAAAAUCAUUAUUCUUGAUGUCGAAUCUACAGAUACAAUAUAUAGUGUAAAAAGUUAAAUUUCGGAUAAAGAAGGAAUUCCUACUGUUUAAUAAAGGUUGAUAUUUUCUGGACGUCAAUUAGAAGAUGAUAAAACACUUUUAGAAUAUGAAAUUUAACAUGAAUCAUCAAUCCACUUAGUUUUAAGAUUAGCAGUACCCGAAACAAAAGAUGGCAUAAUGAAUAUUUUUGUUAAAAACCUGACCGGAAAAUGUUUGAGAAUUGAAGCUCAGUCUUCAGAUACUGUAGGAACAUUCAAGGGCAAAAUAGCUAAUUAGGAAGAUAUUCCUCCUAAUUAAUAAACACUUAUAUUUGCAGGAUAGUAAUUAGAAGACGAAAGAACACUUUCAGACUAUAAUAUUUAGAAUGAAUCAACUCUACAUUUAGUUUUGAAAAAUGGAGAAUGA
This is a messenger RNA of Paramecium sonneborni, 717 nucleotides long. Lineage: Eukaryota; Ciliophora; Oligohymenophorea; Peniculida; Parameciidae. The record is from the annotation of a GenBank genome assembly.